Molecule: messenger RNA, 565 nt
Organism: Moneuplotes crassus
Lineage: Eukaryota; Ciliophora; Spirotrichea; Euplotida; Euplotidae
Source: the annotation of a GenBank genome assembly
AUGGAGGAGUGUAAGCACUCGGGCGUUGAAGGAAUAAGUGGGCAGAAAGCCAGGAUUUUGACUGGCCCUGAGUUUGGCAGGCUGAGGGAUUGUUUUAAGCCCAGGCCAAAGUCUUCGGUUAAGAGAAUUCUGGAGGAGAAAGAUCACAUCAAGAAUAUUGAAAAUUUUAUGGAAGACAUGCACCUAAAGUCGUUCAAAAAUAGCUUCUUUCAGAAAAUCAAGUUCUUCAUCGUAGUCUUUUCUGUGGUGAUUGUUGGUGUUGGAAUUGGUAUUCAUUUCUACAUGGAGGAUGACCCUAGCACAGAAAUAGGACGGAACCGCUGAUUGUUUUCAGGACUGAUCAUGGCGAUGUUUUAUAUUAUUUUGGAGUAUUUUCCAUCCUACCAUGGAGUCAUCUGCCCAGCAAUCCUAAUUUAUGGAUUUAUAUGUGUUUCAGAUAUCUAUAAGAGCUCAGAUAGGUAUUUGAUGCAUGAAUAUGCACUCCCUACUAUUGGUAAGUAUUAGAACUUUUUCUACUUUUGAGAGAUAGAGCUGAAUUUUUAAGUACCACCAGUGAACAAGAAAG